This is a messenger RNA of Haemonchus placei, 897 nucleotides long. NCBI's taxonomy places the organism in Eukaryota, Metazoa, Nematoda, Chromadorea, Rhabditida, Trichostrongylidae. The record is from the annotation of a GenBank genome assembly.
AUGGCAUCUGCCACAGAGGAUAUCGGUCUCAUACAAAGCGACUACGUUAUAAAUCAGAUCAACGACUCAGCAGAUCAAAGUAAUGAACCUGAAACUGCUUUCGGAGAAAGGCCAACAGCGGAUCAUCCGUCAACGAUUCGACGCGUCCCAUUGAUGGGGAAACCUAUUUCCUCGACCGAACUCAGAAGCAGAGUCAACACGCUGGACACCACUGUCUACUCACCGAUGAUCAUUGACGGCAAACUUUACUUUGUAGACCAGAAUGAUGACGUUCGCACAGCUAGAUCCUCGAAUAGCAUGGAAUCGACGAAAACGGCCCAGUCCAUAAACUACAUCAAUGAUGACGAUAUCUCAUUCACCUUAAGCGAAUUAAAGACGCUGCUCCCACGAAGCACGAUUUCAGAUUUGAUGAAAUACUAUGAGGAGCACAUGAAAGUGAAAAGGAUCUCAUCCGAGGAACAAGCUAUAAUAAAAUUGGAAAACGCCUUACAAGUGCUUGUACCAGUCGAUUUGGAAACUACUGAUGAUCCAGUCCUUCAGCAGCUUUGCAAACAAAAAACUCUUACGAGCGAGUUUAAGCCCAUUCCGGCCACAAACGUCAUGGCUCAUUCAUAUACAUCUGAUUCUGAGAAUCUGAGUUCAAGCAUCACAGGUGAUGUGUCAAGUGUGUCAACUCCAUUCUCAUCGUUAUCCUCAUAUAUUAGAGGCAACGGUGAGACGAUGAUGACCAUGGAAACGGCAGUAGAGCCUGGUGCCAGUCAGCAUGAAGGUGUGACAACAGCAAGGCCACACUCUCUCGUUACGGCGGCACUGCCAUCCGAUUCUACUCACACUGCAACCAGCAGUACCGAACUUUUUAACUUCAUCACUGCUCGUAGUCCCAACGAAACAACGUAA